CUCAUUGGCUAGUUUUGCGUGUUGGUUCUGCAGAAUGUCUGUUGGUUCUACUCCGGGCCAUCCUGCGGCCUAGAUCCAUCUCGGACCAACACCAACCAACAACAUCACACCAUGUUGGAGACUCAGCUCGGCCCGCUCCCUAGCUGCAGCCCAUCGGCAAGCUUGAUCUGUCCGCUCUCUGUCUCCGACUCCUGAAAUUUUCCUCUUCCAACAAUAUUCAACGAUUAUUUCUUCCAAGUAUAAAGACUCCCUCAAUCAGUAAUAAUAUUCUCUAUUUCUAAGCUCUAUGGAGACCACCAAGCUACAGCACCCUGAGCGCGCUUCCCAAAGUGUUGCCCAGAGAAUCCUCACGACAGGACCAACUAUCAUUACUCUUAUUCUCUUCAUUCUCAAUCUUUUUGACUACUUCCGCCAAGAUGAAGCUCGGAAUAUGGGGCUUGUUGGCUUCAAUGUCCUUGCUGCCUUCCAUCUGUUCUGGAGCCGCAUUGCCGGGUACUGAGCCUCCGCCUUUUAAAUUUCCCGGCGCAACCUACCUGUACGAGCUUGAAGAUUUCGAGGACCAGGGAUCGAUUGAGAAGCGUACCAAUGUUCAGGUCUGCCAGUACGUUGGUGUUGCUGCCAACUGCGUUACUAUCGCUGUGGGUUUACAGCAGAUUGUCAUGACUUUUGCUACCGCUAUAAAACAAUUAAGCGACGAGAAGAGCUGCGCUACUGUCAGUGGCACGGCUGCCGGCGGAAAAGUCAAGUAUCGUUACUACGCUACCGGUCGUAAUUGUGACACUGCAGCUGAGUUGAAGACUAUUGCUGGUGCUCUUGAACACCAUCUUAAGACCGAGACUGAUGGCGAGCUGUGCCGCACUGAGUGCCUGGACCUGACUCACAGUGGUACCUGGAACGGGUACCUUCUUAUGGGUCCUGCCAAUCACUUUGAGAGCGACAUGUACUGCGGCCCUAAGCUUCCCUUCAAGAGCUGUGACUCUGGCGGCAAGAAUGACUUGCACUAGAGAUUGAGAGUGCAAAUAGACUAUGGAGGCAGGGUGAAUGUGUCACUGGCCAGGGCCUAUAUCCUUGCGGCUGUACUGCAAGACGUACUAGGCUUGUGCGUGCCAGGAAUGGGAAAUCGUUCUACAGCUUAAGGGCGCUUGAGAAUUUUCUUUCUUUCCUUUUUAUCUUUAAUAUAAAUAGCAUAAAAACCUUACUCUGUCUGAGUAAACUGUCGUCUGAGUAAACUGUUGACCUUUAAAUAGACUGGGUAUCUGGUCUAUAUUGUUGAUCCUACUGGUAUUUCUUUUUACUGUUGAAAUUCUAGUCCCCCCUAUGGGUAUGUGUGUAGUAGGGCACCCUAACC
Messenger RNA from Ilyonectria robusta, 1348 nucleotides. RefSeq lists its product as uncharacterized. The coding region runs from base 417 to 1004 and encodes 195 amino acids. Lineage: Eukaryota; Fungi; Ascomycota; Sordariomycetes; Hypocreales; Nectriaceae. The record is from RefSeq and is a predicted model, not a curated record. The transcript is spliced from 4 exons.